Messenger RNA from Hemiscyllium ocellatum (epaulette shark), 2061 nucleotides. RefSeq names its product meprin A subunit alpha-like. Gene Ontology annotation, molecular function: zinc ion binding; protein binding; metalloendopeptidase activity. Gene Ontology annotation, biological process: proteolysis. The record is from RefSeq and is a predicted model, not a curated record. The transcript is spliced from 13 exons. The coding region runs from base 1 to 2061 and encodes 686 amino acids. NCBI's taxonomy places the organism in Eukaryota, Metazoa, Chordata, Chondrichthyes, Orectolobiformes, Hemiscylliidae. Gene Ontology annotation, cellular component: membrane.
AUGGAAUUUUAUGAUGUAGAUCCUGGGGAUUUUCGAGAUGACAUUCCAAAAAUAAAUUUAGACUCCCGAAGGUUUCUGUUUCAAGGCGACAUUGUACAGAGUCUGGAACGGAAUGCUCUUAAAGAUCCAACAUCGAGAUGGAAAUUCCCUAUUCCGUACAUUCUGGCUGACAACCUUGAUCUAAAUGCCAAGGGUGAAAUCUUGAACUCAUUUGAGCAGUAUCGCUUGAAAUCCUGUGUUGAUUUCAAACCCUAUGAUGGCGAGAAAACAUACAUAAUUUUUCAAAAAUUAGAUGGGUGCUGGUCUUCUGUUGGUGACUUGCACAGUGGCCAAACUGUAUCCAUUGGUGAACGAUGUGACUAUAAAGCUAUUGUUGAGCACGAACUCCUACAUGCAUUAGGAUUCUACCAUGAACAAUCAAGGACAGACCGGGAUGACUAUGUUAACAUUUGGUGGGAUGAAAUUAUUCCAGGUAUGGAGCAUAACUUUGUGGUAUAUGAUGAUAAUUAUAUUACGGACCUGAAUACUCCAUAUGAUUAUGAAUCUUUGAUGCAUUAUGCACCAUUCUCUUUCAACAAAAAUGAUAGUUUUCCUACUAUCACUGCAAAAAUACCAGCAUUUAAUGAAAUAAUUGGACAGCGAUUGGACUUCAGUGCCAUUGAUUUGCUAAGGCUCAAUCGCAUGUAUAACUGCAGUUCCACUCUCACGUUGUUGGACCAAUGCUCCUUUGAGUUCAUUAAUAUCUGUGGCAUGAUUCAGGGUGAAAAUGAAGAUGUUGACUGGGUUCAUAUGAAGAGCAAUCCUGGGAAUGAGGAUCAUACUGUAAAUGGCAAAUGCAGAGAUUCUGGAUACUUCAUGUACUUUGACGUGCAAAGUGGAAAGAUUGGUCAAACCGCUCUUCUGGAAUCCCGAAUCCUUUAUCCCAAAAGGACUGAGCAGUGCCUUCAGUUCUUCUAUAAAAUGACAGGAAGUCUGAAGGAUAAACUUGUCAUAUGGAUGAAAAUGGAUGAUGGAACUGGAACUGUUCGAAAACUAGUUAAAAUUAAGACCUUUCAAGCUGAUGGCAGCCAUGCCUGGAACAUUGCCCAUGUGACUCUUCAUGCAAAGGUCAAGUUCCGAUAUCUCUUUCAAGGUAUAAUUGGUGAUACCACAAAUUCUCCAGGUGGUAUUUUCCUGGAUGACAUCACUCUUACUGAGACCCGUUGCCCUCAAGCUGUCUGGCACAUAAAGAACUUCUCUGCCAUUCUUCAAAGCACGGGAGUUAAUGAUACUUUAAAAAGCCCACGGUUCUACAACACAGAGGGUUAUGGCUAUGGCCUCAUUUUACAUCCUCACUCACGUCAUGAAAACUACAUGGGGUUGUUUUUCCAACUAUGCAGUGGUGAAAAUGAUGGCAUCCUCGAGUGGCCAGCGGGGAACAGGCAAGCCAUGGUCACAGUCAUGGACCAAGAUCCUGAUGUAAAACUUAGAAUGUCAUCCAGUAGAAGCUUCACCACAAACGGAAGCAAAGUAAUAGCAGACAGAAAUGACACCUUCUUCUGGGACAGGCCUACGCUCACUGGAACCUAUGAUUCUAUUUGUGAUUGCUACCGGAGCAUUGCCUGGGGUUGGUCAGCUUUCAUGUCACACAAGCAGCUUCAGCGUAGAAACUUCUUAAAAAAUGACGACCUCAUUAUUUUUGUUGAGUUUAACGAUCUGACUCCACUCAUUAACUCCGAAGUUCCAAUUCAUCCUCCAAGUUCCCCUGAAAGGCAUCGGCGAGCAGUGGAUUAUGCUGAAUAUGUCCAAGAGCCUCAGAGCCCCCUGCGAGAUUUGUGUCACCCUGAAUAUUGUCUAAAUGGUGGAGUGUGCAUUAUGACAAAAGGGAAAGCAAGUUGCAGGUGUGACUCGACUCAAACACGCUUGUAUUUUGGUGAGCGCUGUGAAAAAACGCAAAUUCAUGGUUCCCUCUUUGGGAUAAUGAUUGGAGCCACUGCUGGUGUGAUAGCUCUGGCCGUUGCUGUAAUUAGCAUGAUUGCAAAAACACGCAUUAAUGGGAAACAUCCGAUCGGAAGUCUUUGA